Messenger RNA from Amphimedon queenslandica, 457 nucleotides. RefSeq lists its product as uncharacterized. The transcript is spliced from 2 exons. The record is from RefSeq and is a predicted model, not a curated record. Lineage: Eukaryota; Metazoa; Porifera; Demospongiae; Haplosclerida; Niphatidae. Bases 24 to 347 code for a protein of 107 amino acids.
UAAUAUGGUGUUUCUUUUCUACAAUGCAGCCAGUUCAAGAGGUUUAUGAUGACAGAGCAGCUGUGAGUAGAAAAGAAGAACUAAUACAAACUGUACUGACUGAUGUGAAGACUCAUGAGGUUACCAUAGAAACAAACCUAGCAGACAUGCUAGAGUCAAGAUAUGUGAUAAAAACUGAUGAGUCAGCAAAUAAUAAUAAAGAAACUAAGAGAGUUACAAGAGAAGGAGGAAAACUGUUGAAACAAUUGCAGGAUAAGUUUGAUAGUGUAUGUGAGAGUUCACUGGAGGCUAUUGAUGCACUUGAAAGUAUUCAAAGAAUAACAAGGAGUGGAGGAACAGAAUCAUAACAUUAAUAAUAAUGUGUACGUAUUAUUAUUAGUAGUACUGGUAUGCACGUUGAUAAGUUUAAUUUUUAAAAUUUUCUUAAUAUUAAUCAAAAGUAACUAUUAUUGUCACA